CUUCUGCCAAGAGGACAGACGCACGAGGAAGAAAAAUCCUUUCGUUUCCAUCACCGAGCGAGGAGGAGUCAACCGAGUGAGAUGGUGAUGCUCCCUGCAGGUGCCAACAAGUGAGAGGUAACCGUUGACCGAGGACCAGAGAGAUGGAGAAGAGUCUGUGAGAGCAGAAGAAGACGCCAAGAACUCAAAGAGAAACCAAACAACGGUGUAUUUUCAGUCCUGCUCCAGUUUUUCCUCACCGUCAACUCUGCUGCCAUGCUGUGCCCUGUGCUGCUUUGUGCCACUCUGCUCCUCCUGACACCUGUGGAGAUCACGGAGGCUCGCGCUCUGCACCCUCCUCCUGAUGCUGUGCAGUUUAUGGAGCAGUUUCUGGAACGCUACAAUGAACUUUUGACUCUGGACGACCUGGAGAACCUGUUGAACAGCCCACCAGAGGAGCAGUCCACCUUGUCCUCGGGGGUCAAAGCGGCCGAGUACCCCAAAUGGGCUGAUGCACAAACGCAGGCUGAGACCCCCUGGCUGCGCCUGCUGAAGGGGGCUGUGGCCAAUCAGAAGCGAGCAGAACCGGACCGGUCACGGAGGGGAUGGAACCGAGGAUGCUUUGGGCUGAAACUGGAUCGGAUCGGGUCCAUGAGCGGACUGGGCUGUUAGUGGAGAGAAAAUAAAGACUGAUGAUAUCCUUCUUAGAGUACAAUAAGGAAAAACACACAUGCAAAGAUGUUCACGUGCACUGAAGGAUGUUUACGUGUGUGUAGGCUACAUGUAGUGUGGUGUAAACUUGCAGCUUUGCUAAUGUGGUUUCAUCCAGCGUAGAUCAGAUGCUUCACGCUAUUGUGGCUGUAUUAACAUAGCAGCUGUAGUUUAUUCCAUGUGAAAGUAUUAAACUGACUAUUAGAACAUUGUGUGAGCUGUAUUUACAUCAAAUGAUCAUCUUUGAUUUAUGGGCUUGUUUUUAGGUAAAUUGGCACUUUAUGUAUUUCUAGGACUUGUCUUCGUACAGUAAAUGUGAUUAGACGAUUGUUAAAUCUAUGGAUGGGGAGUGUGUGUGUAAAAUCAGGUGUAAUGGACGUAGAUAUUAAAAUAUGUUUGCACCUGUGA
Molecule: messenger RNA, 1098 nt
Organism: Anarrhichthys ocellatus (wolf-eel)
Lineage: Eukaryota; Metazoa; Chordata; Actinopteri; Perciformes; Anarhichadidae
Gene: nppcl
Product: natriuretic peptide C-like
Exons: 3
Coding region: 256-651 (131 amino acids)
Biological process (GO): cGMP biosynthetic process; receptor guanylyl cyclase signaling pathway
Cellular component (GO): extracellular region
Molecular function (GO): hormone activity
Source: RefSeq, a predicted model, not a curated record